AUGAACUCCAACCUCCGCGCCUUCAACCUCGCCGUCCAAACCCUCCUCACCAACCCAUCCCAAUUCCUCCCCCACCUAACAAUCCCAACCUUCACCUCUCUCCCAGAGCAACUGGGUCCAGCCAUCGCCUCCUCCUCCGCCUCCACCACCUCAUCGACACCCACCAACCCCCCCGACAACCCCGAGAAACCCCCCAAAAUCCAAAUCAAAGCCCUCAUCCUCGACAAAGACAACACCCUCAGCCCCCCCAAAACCACCCACCUCCCCGCCCCCAUCCUCCAAAAACUGACCUCCCUCCGCACCUCCCCAACAUCCCCCUUCACGGCCCCGUCCUCAAUCCUCAUCGUCUCCAACCGCGCCGGCUCGCACCCCUCCUACGACUCCGAGAUCCACUCCCUCGAGUCCCAACUCGCGCACCUCUCCAUCCCCGUCUUCCGUCUGCCCCCCGGAGCAAGCAAGAAGCCGUUCUGCGAGAGCGAGGUGCUGGCGUGGUUUAAAGAGCGCGGGGUUGUCGAGCAUGCGGGUGAGAUUGCCGUCGUUGGGGAUCGGUUGGGGACGGAUGUGUUGAUGGCUGUGAGGAUGGGGGCUUGGAGUGUUUGGUGUCGGGAUGGGGUGUUGGAUGAGAGCGGCGGUGUAAGGGCGAAGGGGGUGCUGGAGAAGAUGGAGGUUUAUAUGGAGAGGUACUUGAGGGAGGGGAGGGGGUUGAGGGCGCCGUGGCCGGCUCGUCCUUAUUCUUCGGCUUCGGGAUCGGGUUCGUCGAAGAAGACGGUUGGGUGA
Messenger RNA from Aspergillus candidus, 777 nucleotides. Its product is annotated as phosphatidylglycerophosphatase. NCBI's taxonomy places the organism in Eukaryota, Fungi, Ascomycota, Eurotiomycetes, Eurotiales, Aspergillaceae. The record is from RefSeq and is a predicted model, not a curated record. The transcript has a single exon. Gene Ontology annotation, molecular function: phosphatidylglycerophosphatase activity. The coding region runs from base 1 to 777 and encodes 258 amino acids.